This is a messenger RNA of Monosiga brevicollis MX1, 408 nucleotides long. RefSeq lists its product as uncharacterized. NCBI's taxonomy places the organism in Eukaryota, Choanoflagellata, Craspedida, Salpingoecidae. Bases 1 to 408 code for a protein of 135 amino acids. The transcript has 2 exons. The record is from RefSeq and is a predicted model, not a curated record.
AUGAGGAAAACAUGCCUUGAACCCCACGUUGGCCAGCCCACGCAAAGUUCAAGUAUAUAUCCCUCCCCCUCUCUCUCUCUCUCUCCAACUAAACGUGUGUGUGAUGAGAGAAAGCGCCUGUCUCUCUCUCUCUCUCUCUCUCCCUCUCUCUCCCUCUAUCUGAAAGCAAAGAUCCGAGUUUAUCCCAAAAAAAAAAAAAGUAAAAAUGGCAGUGUGUGUGUGUGUGUGUGUGUGUGUGUGUGUGUGUGUGUGUGUGUGUGUGUGUGUGUGUGUGUGUGUGUGUGUGUGUGUGUGUGUGUGUACAAAAACACACAACCCAACCAAAGGAAGCAAAACAUCAACAAUGCACACAAACACACACAAACACACACAAACACACACUCUCUCUCUCUCUGUCUCACUCUCUAA